CCCUCCUCUCAGUUACAAUGACCCGCACCCUCUGCUUGAGCUUCCUCCUCACGCUGCUGCUGUCCCUCUCCUGUCCCGCUCGUGCUGAACCUCGACGGACCACGUCCUCUCAGCGCAGGGCGGCUCGCGCACCAGCCGCGAAGGUGCGUUUGGCGGGCAACUUUGGGCGAGAACCGCACGAAGGGCGCGUGGAGGUGCUUCACAACAACACCUGGGGGACAGUCUGCGACGAUGAAGUGGACAUCAAAAUGGCCAACGUGGUGUGCCGAGAGUUGGGCUUCCAGGGUGGUAUAACGUGGGCGCACAGCGCAAAGUAUGGAGAAGGAGAGGGCCCAAUAUGGAUGGAUAAUGUACGCUGUGACGGCUCAGAGAAGUCCUUGAAGGACUGCAAACACAACGGUUGGGGUGUAAAUGACUGUAAACACUCUGAAGACUUGGGGGUGGUGUGCACCGCUGAGCGCAGGCUGGAUCAGACAGCAAGUAGAGGCCACACCACCGCCGCCAGGCCCAAUGGCAGCCCCGCACCUCAGUGGCAGGGCCUUGUGGCCAGCCGCAGGCAUCCGGGAUAUGGCUAUCAUGGAAACGGACAUCAAUAUGAGAUCCCCAGGUUACAAAGGCACUAUCAGGGUCAAAGUAAGGUGCAAAUCGAGGAGGUCCGUCUUCGUCCCAUCCUCAUGGCUACCAAGAGGAAAAGCCUGAUCACGGAGGGUGUGGUGGAAGUGAAGCAUGCUGGGAGAUGGAGGCAGGUUUGUGACCUGGGUUGGAGUCUCAACAGUAGCAGGGUUGUGUGUGGGAUGCUUGGCUUUCCAGAGGCUACAAAGCACAACGUCCGGACAUACAAGAAAAUAUGGGAUACCAAGGUUGCAGAUCCUUCAACAAGAUUGAGCAUCAUGUCAAAGAAGAAGGGAUUCUGGGUGGAAAAAGUUCACUGUCUGGGCACAGAGAACACCCUGUCAGAGUGCCUUGCUCAGCUAUCAAUCCCCCGUAGUCCUGUUCCUUGUAAGAACGGGAGACAUGCAGUGGUCAAAUGUGUACCAGGACCUCAGUUUGCUCGCAUCUCCUCAGGAAGACCCCAGGCCCCCCAUCCAGUUGUGCCUGUGCGUCUGAAGGCUGGCCCUAGGCUGGGUGAGGGUCGCGUGGAGGUGCUUCGAGACGGAAAAUGGGGGACCAUCGUGGACCACAUGUGGGAAAGAACUGCAGCCAGCGUGGUGUGCAGAGAACUGGGCUUCGGUACUGCGAAGGAUGCCCUGCAUGGAGCCUUUAUGGGUCAAGGUACAGGACCUAUUCAUAUGAACAGUGUCCAGUGUAUGGGGUCAGAGCGCUCCAUCCUAGACUGCUACUUCCAGGAAGUCCAACCCUGGACAUUCAAACACAGCCAGGAUGCCUCAGUCCGCUGUAACAUCCCUAAGACUGGCAUAGAGAACACGGUGCGGCUUGCUGGUGGUAGAGUCCCAUCAGAAGGCCGUGUGGAGGUGUUGCUAGAGGUUGGAGGGCGUAAGCGCUGGGGCUCUAUCUGUAGUGAGAACUGGGGCAUCAACGAGGCCAUGGUGGUAUGCAGACAGCUCGGCCUGGGCUUCGCUGCCAGCGCUCAUCAGGAGACCUGGUACUGGUCCGGUGACCCAAAUGCAGCUGAUGUGAUUCUCAGUGGAACUCACUGUGUGGGAACAGAGCUUUCAAUUCAACAGUGCCGUCGCAACAACCAUGUCCAUUGUCCCCGAGGAGGUGGAACCAAGGCCGCUGGGGCAACAUGUUCAGACACGGCACCUGACCUCGUUCUGGAUGCCCAGCUUGUCCAGGAAACAGCCUACCUGGAAGACCGACCUCUCCACCUGCUGACCUGUGCCAAUGAGGAGAACUGUCUGUCCUCGUCUGCUGCCAGAAUGAACUGGCCUUACGGCCACCGACGCCUGCUACGCUUCUCAUCCCGCAUCAUGAACAUGGGUCGGUCCGAUUUCAGACCCAAAGCAACAAGAGAGAGCUGGACAUGGCACCAGUGUCACAGGCACUACCACAGCAUCGAGGUGUUCACUCAUUACGACCUGCUGACUCUGAAUGGCACCAGGAUUGCAGAGGGACACAAGGCCAGUUUCUGUCUGGAGGAUACAUACUGCCCUGACGGACUCCAGAAGCGGUUCUCCUGCUAUAACAUGGGUGAUCAGGGUAUCUCUGUGGGCUGCUGGGAUACGUAUCGCCACGAUAUUGACUGUCAGUGGAUUGAUGUGACAGAUGUACGGCCAGGAGACUACAUCUUCCAGGUGGAAGUCAACCCCUCGAUGGACAUGGCCGAGUCUGACUUCAUGAACAAUGUCAUGAGAUGUCGGUGCAAAUAUGAUGGCCACAGAGUUUACAUGUAUGGAUGUCAUGCAGGCGAUGCAUACAGUGCAGAGAUUGAAGAUCUGUUUGAGCACCAGAGGCAAAUCACCAACAACUUUGUGUAGCCCAUCCCAGGGCCCAGAUUUAAGGCCUUCCAGUGGGGCCCAGAGACUACUCAGGUUGGGCUGAGGUCGAUGGCCCCAGGCCCUUGGGACCUUAGGACCCACAAUAACAGAGAACACACAAAAUGGCUCCUGUUCAUCUCUUUGACAUAUGUGGAUAAAAAAUUCAUAAGCUCAUCACAACAGCGACCAUUGCAGAGACUCCAUUAACAACAAGAGUGGAAUAGUUGCCAGACAGCUUAACUUGUUUUUUUUUUACUGUAGUUAAGUAAGAAGAUAUUGGAUAUUGAUUUAAAAUAUACAGACUUUUGUGAACGUGGAGGACUAGCAAAAAUUACUAUAAUUGGCUCAGUUGGCAUUAUUUUACCCAAAUUCUUUACUUAUUGAAUCAUUUGUAACUGUGGCCAUAUUGGUGCUCUUUAACAAUACUGUAUGUCGUUAGAUUAACCUCACUACUUUUCAGGUGAACAGUGUUGUACAAUGCAUGUUGGCUAGUCUUCUUUUACAGUUAAUCAGGUGUUUUACUAUUGCUUUGGUUUUAACAAAAUUGUCGUUUUAUAAAAGCGUAGUCGUGCUACAAAGUUUUGCUUCUCAUCUAGAGAAGGUAAGAUGCGGUCUAAUUAUUUUUAUGGAACAAAGCACUUUAUCUUUUAAACAUCAGUAUUCUAGUUUUGCCCAUAUACUUUUUUAAUCAGCUACCAAAUUGACUUUUUUAGAGUGUGUCUAAAAAAAAUACUCUAUUGUGUUUUACAUUUCGGAAAGUGAAAUAUAAGGUUUGUGUUUAGUUUUCAUAUACUAUGUACUAUUUAUGCUGUAACUUUAUUUAUUCAUGGACUUCACACAUACACAGCAUACUCAGUAAAGAGUUUGUUAGCUAGCUUUUAAUUAACAAUACUGAAUAUUUUUAGUUUUUCUGACAUAAUUAACCGGGUAGAAAAAAUCAUUUCAUACAUUAGUUACAGGAUAUAGUUUUAGAAUGUUCCCAUGAUGCAGAUAAAUAAUUGCUGAUUUAUUUUAUUUUAGUUAUUAAAACAACUGCAACUGUAAAGUUUUUCUCUUCCAGCCUCUCUGAUGGGAGGGAAAACCAGCCUGACAAAACCGCAGUAUUGUGGUUGGCAGGCAGGCAGGGUUUUGAGAGCAUAUAAAAAGGCUUUUAAUUACGUCUGUUUGGGUUAGACUUAAGGUUACGGUUAAGGUUAGGGCUAUAGCACGUGCUUUAUGAAGAAACACUAUGGAAUUGUUACUUGUGGUAUCAUUGAAAAGGCAAGAAUCUGGAUCUUAACUACAAGAAAGAUUCUGAGAGAUUGAUUGACAGAAAGAAUGAGAAAGUAAGACAGAAAGAGAGAAAGGGAUGAAGUUUAGAGAAAGACUUAUGCAGACAUACACUUUUUACUACCAGAGCUGCCUUUUUGUAGGCAGCCAUACAGAGACCACAAGCUGGCAUUUUCAGCUCCCCAACGAGAACAACAUGUUUGUCUGGGAGAAAAAAUAAACUCCUCAAUUCAUGCAUCAACACAGUAAACAGUGGCCUUAUUUUUACCAAAGCUGGGCCUGCUAAAAUAUACUGUAUCUUUCUACGAUUUUUUUUGCUCACUUUUUAGCUCCACACCAAACAAUGAUGCAGCUCCAUUUUCUUUAUGAUAUGGGACUUGUGUUAAUCAUGUUUUUUACCCCAUUAAUGUGUUUGAUGUAUUUAGCUUAUUGUCUUAGUGGUUCAACAUGUUAAGACUUUUUCUAAUGGACAGUUUCCAGGACCUGUUGUGGAAAGGACACGUCACUCAUAAAGAGAAAAACUGUAGACUUAAUUAAAUUCUUUAGCAGAUUGUUGUCCCCACCGUUCUUUCAUGAUUUUCACUCCUCGAAAAAAGCUUGGAAAGAAUUUGUAUCAUCACACUGGCCAAACACACACAAAAAGACUUUUGGAGGUACAAAUGUUUGAUGAUAGCCCUGAGUGCUUGCUGAUAUGCUUCCCUGUUGUUUUGUGCUUGUGUACAGUUGCUUUUGACAUAUUACCAAGGUCUGUUCAGUGUGUUAUUUAAAAUGAUAUACCAUUCCAUAGCAAAUGUUGGUUCACAUUCACUACUCAUCAUAUUACUGUAUUUGUACCCAUGCUAUAGGCAUAGCACUGGGACAUUGUUUUCCAUGGCCAGUUAUGCUUUCAUUUUGUCUUUAAAGCUGAGAGUGUGAGCUACGUGGUGCUUAACUCUAAUCACAUUCAUAGAAAGCUGGGCUCUCAGGGACUUUGACCUCAUCUAAAGAUUAAUUUUAAUGUUUCAUUUGAUGUGAUUUAGGUUGCUUUUUAGCUGUGAUAAAAACAUCAUGACACCAAAUGAACUGGAGCUGGAGGGUUUGUUUGUUUUUUGUCAGUACUCUUACAAAAACUAAUCUGUACCCACAUGUUUAUUUUGCAGGUAAAAAUUUAAGGUAUGAAGGUGAUAAGCUUUGUUACAUUUUUUUUUCUUGAGAAAUGUUAGGACAACUGUGGAUAGACACUGGCUGACUCAGAAGCACAUUUCAGUUUAAGAACAAAACACAAUCCAUUCAUUCAUCAUUACUGUGAAUCAAUAAAACUUCAUCACAUACCAA
Messenger RNA from Micropterus dolomieu (smallmouth bass), 5021 nucleotides. It is a transcript of the gene loxl4, whose product is annotated as lysyl oxidase-like 4. Gene Ontology annotation, biological process: peptidyl-lysine oxidation. The record is from RefSeq and is a predicted model, not a curated record. The transcript has 14 exons. Gene Ontology annotation, cellular component: membrane. Bases 18 to 2438 code for a protein of 806 amino acids. Lineage: Eukaryota; Metazoa; Chordata; Actinopteri; Centrarchiformes; Centrarchidae. Gene Ontology annotation, molecular function: protein-lysine 6-oxidase activity; copper ion binding.